AUGCUUCUGCUUUCCCUCACCAAACUCGGUCUGCUCGCCGGAGCGGCAACCGCCGCGUCCCUCAAGGUCGUCAAGAUCGGGACAACGCCAGACGGCAGCACUGCUCCAAUCCGCGGCUGGAACUCAUGGGGCACCCAGGCAGGCAAGUACCUCAGUGACGCGGACUACAACGAGGGCCACGUCCGGGGAAUAUGCGACAGACUGGCAAGCGACUUGAGGGGCAACUACCAGCUGUGCGGCCUGGACUCUGGCUGGUCCGUCGGCGACCACGGAGACGAGUACGGCCGCAUCAACUACGAUGAGAGCAAGUUUGUCAUCCCUCGCUUCGCCAGCUACCUGCACAGCAAGAAGCUCCUCAUGGGCAUCUACAUCGUCCCGGGCGCGUUCCUCAACGACUUCAACAAGACCAUCGAGGGCACCAACACCAAAAUCAGCGAGAUCUGCGGCGCAACCAACGGCCUUGCCAGAUGCCGAUUGAAGUACGACCAUCCAGACACGCAGAAAUGGAUUGACUCGAACGCGAGGCAGUUUGCGAGUUGGGGCGUCGACUACAUCAAGCUCGACUACAUCACGCCCGGCUCCAACGACAAUGGCGUCGACCUCCCACCCGACGAGAGCCCCGAGGUGCAGAUGUGGCACAAGGCCAUCAAGAAGACGGGCCGCAAGAUGACGCUUGCCAUCUCGUGGAAGCUCGACCGCACCAAGCCCUACUUCGACAUCUGGCGCACCAACGCCGACUCGGUGCGCGUCGACCAGGACAUCCAGUCGUACUCGCGCACGCCCUUCACCGACUGGUCGCGCGUCCUGCGCACGCUGACCAACUACCUCGAGUGGAUCAACGCCGCCGUCGCCAACUACAAGACCAUCGGCACGCACCCCAACCUCGACACCAUGUACGUCCUCAACGACGGCAGCCUCAGCGGCCUGAGCCUGGACCAGCGCCGCUCCGUCUUCAUCCACUGGAUCGGCGCCUCGGCGGAGCUGAACCUCGGCGACGACCUCGAGCAGCCCGACGCGGAGGGCCUGGCGCUGCUCAACGACGGCGACGCCCUCGCUGCGGCGAGCUUCACGGCAAACUACCCCAUGCAGCCACGCAACCCGGGAUCCGGCGGCAACGCGUGGCUCGCGCAGAACGCAUGGAUCGCGGGGCCUGCUCCGUCGGGCGAGUUCAUUGCCGUGCUGGCAAACUACGACGACGCCGGCACGAAGACGGUGUCUGCGUCGUUUGGAGACCUCGGCGUCUCGGGCAAGUACUCGUGCUUCGACGUCUUUGGCAAAAAGUCCCAGACCACGAGCUCGGGGCUGAGUGCCAGUCUCAACGGGGGACAGAGCGUCAUGUUUCGCUGCACUCGCGCUAAACGCCGGGUGUGA
This is a messenger RNA of Purpureocillium lilacinum, 1371 nucleotides long. RefSeq lists its product as uncharacterized. Gene Ontology annotation, molecular function: hydrolase activity, hydrolyzing O-glycosyl compounds. NCBI's taxonomy places the organism in Eukaryota, Fungi, Ascomycota, Sordariomycetes, Hypocreales, Ophiocordycipitaceae. Gene Ontology annotation, biological process: carbohydrate metabolic process. The record is from RefSeq and is a predicted model, not a curated record.